Molecule: messenger RNA, 1277 nt
Organism: Ceraceosorus guamensis
Lineage: Eukaryota; Fungi; Basidiomycota; Exobasidiomycetes; Ceraceosorales; Ceraceosoraceae
Exons: 7
Biological process (GO): proteolysis; attachment of GPI anchor to protein; protein localization to cell surface
Cellular component (GO): GPI-anchor transamidase complex
Molecular function (GO): GPI-anchor transamidase activity
Source: RefSeq, a predicted model, not a curated record
CACACUCGUGUCUCAAUUAAGACUCACGACUCACGACUAAUCUCGACUCUUGACUCUUGACUCUUGACUCUUGACUCUUGACUCUUGACUGGCGACGGUGAUUCACUCAACUGCGGCUUGAUCUACCGGUUUCGAUUCAUUCCAAUCACGACUGCGCAUUGUCCGUUCCCUCCUUCGCCAUCUUCUUGCUUCGAACAUGGCCGGCCCCAAACCUUGAUGCACGCAGCUAUCAUCGACCCUAAGCUGCAUCAUCGCCAAUACAACAAGCAAUGGAGAGGUUCAAGAUGGCAAUUGAGGUCAACGGUGCAGCAUCGGCCGCUGCAAAGGGUCGGUCGGGCCGGCGAUGGCAUUCACGCGUGCUGCUGAGGACGAGCGCCAUUUUGGCUUCCCUGAUCCUUGCUUGUCUUGUUGCCAUCGCUCUACCCUUGACGUUCCCAGGUCUCUUUGUGAGCGCACAGCAGACGGCACAGGUAGAGGCAUUCUUUGCGCGUAAUCACCAGCAGCAGCAGCAGCAGAGCGGGCAUCCAAGCUGGGACGUGCCGGUGACCGCGAAUGGAUCUGCUGCGCGACUGGCCGAUGACGCAGGACACACCAACAACUGGGCCGUGCUCGUCAGCGCCAGCAAAUUCUGGUUCAACUACAGACACAUGGCCAACACGCUGGGAAUGUAUCGCACAGUGAAGCGACUGGGCAUUCCCGAUUCCCACAUCAUUCUCAUGCUGGCGGAUGAUGCUGCUUGUAACUCGCGAAACCUCAGUCCAGGCUACGUUUGGGCCGAACCGGGUAGGAGCUUGGAUCUGUAUGGCCAGAAUGUCGAGGUGGAUUACAGAGGCUACGAAGUCACAGUCGAAGCUGUCCUCAGACUGCUCACUGGAAGAGUGCCCCUCAACACUCCUCGGUCAAAGCGCUUGGAGUCGGAUAGCAGGUCAAACGUCUUUUUGUACAUGACUGGCCAUGGCGGCGACGAAUUUUUAAAGUUUCAAGACUACGAAGAGAUCUCCGCUUUCGACUUGGCCGACGCAAUAGAGCAAAUGUGGGAAAAGAAGCGAUACCAUGAGCUCUUCUUUAUGAUCGACACCUGUCAAGCCAACACCAUGUACAGCAAGAUAUACAGUCCUCAUGUGAUCGCAACUGGAAGCAGCAAAAAGGAUCAGAAUUCGUACUCUCAUGGCACGGACGAGGAGCUUGCAAUCGCCAUGUCUGAUCGUUUCACGCUCGAGAUAUUGGAUUACAUGGAAAGCGUCAACAAGACGUCGAGCAGGAGCCUGCAAGACUUG